This is a messenger RNA of Strigops habroptila (Kakapo), 8340 nucleotides long. It is a transcript of the gene SNTG1, whose product is annotated as syntrophin gamma 1. Gene Ontology annotation, molecular function: protein binding; structural molecule activity. Gene Ontology annotation, cellular component: dystrophin-associated glycoprotein complex; intracellular anatomical structure. NCBI's taxonomy places the organism in Eukaryota, Metazoa, Chordata, Aves, Psittaciformes, Psittacidae. The coding region runs from base 733 to 2070 and encodes 445 amino acids. The record is from RefSeq and is a predicted model, not a curated record. The transcript is spliced from 19 exons.
CGGAGGGGCGGCGCUGCCUCCCCGCACUCCCCCGCCCGGCGCCCCCGCUCCGUCUCCCGGAAGGGCGCGGGGAGCCCCACGCUCCCCCUCGGCGCGGCGGCGGCUGGGGUGCGAUGCCGUGUUAGCCGGAGGCUGUCGGGAAGGGGAACGACUUGCCGGGGCUGCGGUGGCACCAUGGGUACCGGGCUGGGGGCGGCGGCGGCCGCGCUCCCUGCGCGCUCCGGCUGAGCCCGGCUGUGUGCCGGCGCCUUGUGGAAAUAUUUGGGAAAUAGCGCGGAGCGGUCCAGGGAGGACGAGCGGCACGGCAAUUCACCAGCUGAGAGGAGGUCGUCCGGCGGUGGUGUACAGGCAAACAAAUAUCACUUGCUGUGUCAUAGCACAUGGAUUUCAGGACCGCCUGUGAAGAGACAAAGACAGGGAUUUGUUUGCUGCAGGAUGGUAACCAGGAGCCUUUCAAAGUGCGACUGCACUUAGCCAAAGAUAUUUUGAUGAUCCAGGAGCAGGAUGUGAUCUGUGUGUCUGGUGAGCCUUUCUAUUCUGGUGAAAGAACAGUAACAAUUAGGAGACAGACUAUAGGAGGAUUUGGAUUAAGUAUAAAGGGUGGAGCAGAACAUAAUAUUCCAGUGGUCAUUUCUAAGAUUUCCAAAGAACAAAGAGCUGAGCUUUCAGGUUUGCUUUUUAUAGGAGAUGCAAUUCUACAGAUUAAUGGAAUUAAUGUGAGAAAAUGCAGGCAUGAAGAAGUGUUUGUUCGGUGGAGGAGGAAGAGGAAAGGAGAAUGGAGUCUAUAUAUUUUUCAAUAGCAUCCAGUGUUGGACUGUUCCAGCCAGAUACAUGGAUGUUUCCAGAUGGCCCACCCCAUACUUCUCAAUCACUAGUAUGGUUCAAGUCCUUCGCAACGCAGGGGAAGAAGUGACUCUGACUGUGUCCUUUCUGAAAAGAGCACCUGCUUUUCUCAAGCUGCCACUGAGUGAAGAUUGUGCAUGUGCACCCAGCGACCAAAGCAGUGGCACAUCCUCUCCCCUAUGUGACAGUGGUUUGCAUCUCAACUACCACCCCAACAACACGGAUACAUUAUCGUGUUCCUCAUGGCCAGCAUCCCCAGGACUUAGGUGGGAAAAGAGGUGGUGUGAUCUCCGACUAAUUCCACUUCUUCAUUCACGAUUUUCCCAGUACCUUCCAGGAUCAGAUUUGUGCAGGCAAAAUGCAUUCCAAGUAAUUGCUGUGGAUGGGGUUUGCAGUGGAAUAAUUCAAUGUCUUUCUGCUGAAGACUGUAUUGACUGGCUACAAGCAAUAGCAAGUAACAUUUCCAACCUCACAAAGCACAAUAUUAAAAAAAUCAACAGGAAUUUUCCCGUAAACCAGCAGAUAGUCUACAUGGGCUGGACAGAAGAACGGGAACAAGACUCCCUUCAGGAUCGAAUGUACACACCGAAGUUUCUAGCACUGAGGGGAUCUUCCCUGUAUAAAUUUACAGCACCUCCAGUCACAACCUGGGAUUGGACACGAGCUGAGAAAACGUUUUCAGUUUAUGAGAUAAUGUGCAAAAUUCUCAAGGACAGUGAUUUACUGGACCGGCGGAAACAUUGCUUCAGUGUUCAGUCUGAAUCUGGAGAAGAUCUUUACUUUUCUGUGGAACUAGAGCCUGACCUUACACUAUGGGAAAAAGCCUUCCAAACAGCAACUUUUUUAGAAGUUGAACGUAUACAGUGCAAGACAUAUGCCUGUGUUUUGGAGAGUCAUCUUAUGGGACUCACCAUUGACUUCAGCAUGGGCUUUGUCUGUUUCGAUGCUGCCACAAAGGCCGUACUUUGGAGGUACAAGUUUUCCCAGCUCAAGGGUUCUUCAGAUGAUGGGAAGAGCAAAAUCAAAUUUUUGUUCCAAAACCAAGAUACUAAACAAAUUGAAGCAAAGGAGCUGGAGUUUUCCAACCUGUUUGCAGUCCUUCAUUGUAUCCACUCAUUCUUUGCAGCCAAAGUGGCUUGUUUGGACCCUUUGUAUGUAGGCAGUCAAGCCACAGCUUCUGCUGCUCCCACAACUUCUGGUACUGGCAAAUUAAAGUAUACUACUUGACUUCUCACAUGACAGCACUGCCACUUAACAAUAAGACAUAACAAUGUAUAUUCAUAAGAUGUAGACCUUUGGUGAACCAUGUACAUGGAAACCAAUCCUGGAGGCAAGACAUCUUGCAGCAUCAGCAGAUAAAUGGUCAUGUGGGAUCAUAAAUUCAUCUCUGUUCUGCAAGACAUCAGUAUAUAAUCCUAGUCGAAACCCCAGAAUAGGAUGGAUAUGCUUUUAGUAUGAUCUGUUUGUACUUACAUAGUGCUUUAAGCAACACUGGAAGCAAGGGAAUAAAUGACGAAAUGACGCAUUUCGGUAUUUAAUAAAAUUUUCAAAUUGCUGUAAUAAUACACAAAUAGAAUUGUCAUUUUCCUGUUUUCAGAUGUUUUUUAUGACAAUAUACUAAGCUCUGAGUAUGAACUUAAUACCUUAUCAUUAUAUUAUAAAUUACAUAAGAGCAAGCAGCAAGCGUAUAGUACAUGGUGACAAGGAGAUAAGCAUGAAAAGGCAUUUAUGUAAGUAUCUCCUCAAAUAAGAAAGCACUUUAAGCACUGUUGUAAAUCCAUAUUUGUGUCCAUACAUGGAGUCAUGCUACUUUUUUCUAUUUUGUUCUUUUAGUCUAACAGUAACAGCAACAAAGAUAUAGCCAUAUUGGUCUGACUGAUAGAUUAAAAACCAAACAAGCCAAGCCACAAAAAGCAAAACACCUUUCCACGAGUAAGUCCCUCUUCUUCAAGUAAAAAUAAUGUGAUAAGAAUUUAAUUUGAAUUACAAAUUAAGUGCAAGUGCAUAAAGUAUCAUGUCUGCUAUUUACUUCCUCUUUUUUUUUUUUGUCAAGAAUUCUGUAAAUCUCAUAGUCUUUGUUCACAAUAAUUAGCUGUUGAAUUUGUUUCAGAGACAAUCCACCUGAUAUAUUGUUGCCAUGUUUAACCUUGUUUUCACAUCAUAAGUAGAACCUCUGUUCCACUCAGGCUGUCAACAAAAGAGAUAUUCUACAUUAUGCUUGAAAAAUGAGUCUGCCCUUUGAAUGCUUUAUUUUUUUAUAUAUUGUUAGUAAAAGACAGGAAUAAAUUAAAUAACCUGUAAAGAAUAUAUGACAAUGCAUAAUGUUAAGACUACUACAUCACUCUGGACCACACCACUUACUAGUUCCAGAAUAUCAUUUAAUGAUGAAAUCUGACAGAGUUGAUAAAUUUAAAAUUAGUAACUUUAUUUAAAUAUAAUUUUGCAAAAUAAUUUAAUUUUGUGCUAUUACACAAGGAAGUGAAGGUGGAAAAAUGGUGGGAGAAUGUGUGGGAUGUAGCUGAAGCAACAGAAAAGUUGAGGUAUUUCUUCUGCCAGACAUGAUAAGAGAACCUAAAAAACUGCAAGAGGAACCAUUAGUGCAGCUACAGUAUGUGCAUAAAUAUGCUUAACAUUUUAAAUAAUACUUUAUGGUGUUUCUGUUUAUUAUAUUGAAAUCAAACCUUUUUCUCUUUUUUUCUUCCCUCCUUCCCUCCUUCCCCCCAACCCCCUGUUAUGAAAGCACAUAGCAGGAAAGGGUUAUGGACACCAUCUGCCUUGUUUAACAGAAAGGCUAAUUCUGUCACAUCCCUUUCUACAUAGUAAGGUAAUUAAAACUUCAAAAGUGAAGACAGAGAAAAGCUUUUUCAAAAUGGGAACAGUUAAAAAUGCAAGGCAGGGACAAAAGAUGAAUGAACUGUGGGGGAAAAUCGUAUUUCCUUUGCUUUGCUUUGCAUUAGAAGUACUUGGAUUUACAUGUGUGAGAGUAUCCUUGUCUUGAAUUAUAGCUACUAGUUCCAAAUAAUCUGUACAUAUAUUUUCUGGGGAGUCCUUUAUCACUUUCAAAUGGCCUUCACCACAUGCUUCUUAUUAGUACACCUCCAAGGGUUACACAUUUAUUUUCCAUGCUAAAUAUUGUGGAAGGAUGUCGUAAUCCAGCUAUCAAAUGCUUUAAGUGUCACCAAAAUCCAACAUUUUCAUAGUCAUCAUUGUGUGUUUGUUUAUAUGAAUUGUCCCUAAUUGAGGGGGUCACAUCCUGGUCUCUGAAUGACACAUGAAACUACCAUGGCUGUCCAUCGGAUCUUGAGUUUGUUCCUGAGAAAGUACAAACCCCAGAUAUUUUGAAUCCAAAGCUACAACAGUCUAAGGAAUGGUAACUCAGGCACAGACCUUGUCAAGAAAAUAUAUGCUGGAAACACAGAUUUUGACAGAGCACUGACAACACUGAAAACAGAAGUCCAAUACCUGUUAGUGACAGUUCUCUGUGCUCCCAAAUCAUCUCCUUCCUUUUCUUGCAUUGCUGUGGCAUUCAGCCAUCAGAGUGUUGGCAUGUGCUAACACUUCAGUAAAUGCUGUGCUUGUAAGAACAGAAUCUAGAACUAAUCAGCUGUCAAUUGAAUGUUUUUCUUUCAACUGUUGAUGUUCAGUGCACAGUUGUGCCACUGAAAAUGAGAGAUCUUAAGGGACAUUGUUUAACGUGCUUAAAUUAACGUAACAUUUACCCAAACCAGUAUUUAUGUCGUUCCAAAGUGCUGCACGUUAAGGGAUUCUAUGAUAUGAAAGCCUCUCCCCCUGCUUUCUAAAAAAAAUGCUGCUUCUGCAGAACUGACCUAAUGACAUGAGCUUUUGGGACUUCAGCAGGGUAUCCUAAAGAUCUCUGUCGAGUACUCUGUUUGUAGAACUGCUGUAUUCAUCAAUGAGACUUUUGUAACUGGGCAUUAAAUACACCACAUGUCAGAGACAAACAUUAGCCUGUAAAUUGAUUUCCUAAACCCCUAUAUUUCAAAGAGCAAAACUGGUGGGGCUUAAUCAAUACUUUCAUAUUCAAGAAGAUAAAAGUGAUGUGAGAAUACAAAACACAAUAUCCUUGACUGCAGGUCAGCAUUGGGUUGCAAAUGCAGGAGGGGUUUGUGCACUGACUUCACAGAAUAUUCAGAGGUGACUCUGCAUCCAGGCUUGCCCUUUUAGAGAAAGUUGGUCAGAAAUUCAGUCCAAAAAGGAAAAAUUUUAAACUAUAACUAAUCCUGAAAUAGCAAAAUGUAAUUUACAAACAUAUUAAAUGACUAUAUUUUUCAUUUAAAGACCUACAGGAGAUUCCCAUUUAAACCAUACUGAACUUCAUAUGUAUAUGUAAAAACCCAGGCUUUAUGUUGCAGCCUCUCAUUUCAUACAUAAUGAAUAGAGGUAUUCUGUAAGUCAACACAGCCCAAUGACGAUGAAAACCCACAAUUAUAAUGAGCUAUUAGCUUUUGCUAAAAAUUUGAAUGCAAUUGAGAGCAAGCAAUUUAACAAACAGAGCAACCCAACCAACCCAUAUCAUAAAAUAUAAUUUGUUCUCUUUAUGUCAUGAUAUUUUUAAAUAAGUUUAAUAAAAAAAAAAAUCUCUAUAGUACUGUGCCUAUCGAAGUGAUGUCACAUAGUAUACCAAAAAUACGUACUCUUAAGUAUAACUAAAUAUAUUUGGUUUGAUUUGGUUUUUUUUAUCAUGGAAAUUUUAGAUUAUCUGACCUUCAUAGAACUAACCAUAUGCUAAGUUACAGUGUUAACAUCAUUUUAUUAUGAAAGUGUUACCAAUUUGAAUACGUUAUUCUGGAUUUCACCAGUGAAUAAAUACUUUUCAUUUCCUACAUCUGUUUAAAAAUACAGUUCUCGAUUUCCAAAAGAGCUUUGCAUACCAGUAGCAUGAAGGCACCUUUGAAAUAAAAAUGAGCGUAUUUUUAAAUAUUGGUCAUUUUAUUUUGUUAAUUAAGUGCAGCAAGAAGUUUGUGGAGACAAACUAGUUGUAAGUGGGUUAUUUUUUAAAACCAAUAAUUUGAAGUUUUAUCUAUUCAAACUAGAAUUCAUAAGAAUGCAAACCAAUAAUAUACAGUACCAAUGUGGUUUGAGAUGAAAAUGAUGAAAAAUAUUAUUUUCCAAAUAAGUCCUUGAUUCCACAAAAAUAUAUUUAUUUAUUUACUUUGUGCAUGUAGACUUUAUCAGAAUAUUUCAAAGUGGACAGUUAAACACAAGUCGGUAGGUGUCAGUACCGCAGCCUGUUACUUUAAAUGUGAUUUUGUUUAUUCAAUGCCUUAAGAUGUUUCUUACACCAAACAAAACAUUUAAAAGGCUAAAGAUCCUGUGAAUGUACAGUUUCUGCCCUUAGAAAUUCAGCAGCUUUGCUACAUAUUGUCCCAGUACCCUCAAAUAUUCCCUAUGCCAAAAAGAAAGACCAGUUUUCAUUCUACUUGGUAAAUAAAUACCAAGGAACCUUUUGGAAAAUGUAAUUUUAUUAAUAUUAAACAUUAAUCCUUUCAUUGCACUUUCCAUUUCCUUACAGAGUCUGGUCUCUGAAAAAGUGUAGUUUCUGAAAAAAGUUUAAGCUGAUUUUAAAAUGUUCAACCUCAGUCAAUUAUGAGUCCAUACCUUGGACUCACCAGUUGUGCAUGAUGGGGAACAUAAGAGAUUCACUCAAGUUCCUGAAAUUUAAAUACCUGUCUUAGAUGCCUAAGGCAGGACUUGAGGCUCUCUAAAGGGAAGUGCAAGGCAAAAAUGUAGCUUAGGAUCUCUGAGGGUGCAUGCAUAUGUGUGUGUCUCUAAGGAGCUAACGGUGCUUCUACAUUAGUGUUUUCAUUUUAUCAGGAAUGUGCUUUUGAAGCCAGGCUCCUGCCUGCUGCCACUCACUGUGCUAUUCUUUGUAUCACAGGACAGUCUCUAAGCACAUAAACUGAGUUUUUAGGGUGAAACUAGAUGAGCAUCACACUUACAUAAGUUCCAUGUCCUAAUGUGUUUUCAGACAUGUAGCCCAAGUGGAAUGAGUCCAGAGAAAAAAAUCCUCUGAGAUGCAAACAGCAAAGCUGCCAGGUUCUAGUGCCAGCCAUUUCUCUCUCCUCAGUGGCUGCUGCUGGUGCACUGUAGGUGCUCGAAAGACCUUAGAAACCUGAGCUUCACUGUGUAGCCUGCCAGAGCUUAGUGCCUGAAGGGAGAUGCUGUGGCAAGGGGCGGAGUGAAGCUGAAGAAGGCUGGUGGGGUGCCCAGGGCAGGUUAUUCUGCAUCACCUUUUUUCCUCGCCACAGGACAGUAAUGACUGCCAGCAGGCCACCCCGUGCUAGUUAGCCCUCUCUGUGCUGCAUCUUUCCCCGUCUACCACAAAUAUACACCUGAAUAUUUGUUCUGAGGUCCCAAGCACAUUUCCCUGUCCCCUCACCCCUUUUGCUCAGACAGCAAAAUUGUGCUCUCGGCUAUGUAACAGACUCUCUAAAACUCUCAAACAGCCAGGGGACAUUACUGAGGAUUAUGGCAAGGACAUCCAUGUUCCAGUAAGAGUGCUUCAGUGUGUGACUAACAUUCAGGUUAAAGCAAAUAAAGUCGUAUGUGAGCUUAAGUGCUUUCCUCAGCUGGAGGGUUCUUAAGUGCAAUUUUAGUGUUUUCCUGGAAUAAGGUCUGUAAUGUCAACACAUUUCUACUUGCUUGGCUCCAUUUUCAGGAAGUUUAGCAGAGACAACAGUUCAUAUUCUGUUAGAAUCACAGAGAAAAGCAUAGGAAGACUAGAAUUAAAAUAAACUUCUGUUUAGAUUCUGUAUAUUAUUACAGUAUAUUACAUGAUCUGUUAAAAUACAUUGAAAAACGUAAAACCUAGUCAGUUUUCACCAUGGUAUACAUGCCUUCCACUUUCAACAACUUUCUCCACAAGAAUCCCAACUAUAUAUUACAGAAACUCUUUUAUUAUUCAGUAUAUACUAAUAUAUAAUGCAUAGUGUGUAUGUGUGUAUGUGUGUGUGUGUAUGUAUAUAUUAGUAUAUACUAAUGGAAGAUACUCAGUAUAUAUUAAUGAAAGCUACAUAUUAGGCACAAAUAUAAGACAGAAGCAUAAAUCCAUGAAGCUUUACAUUUAAAAAUUGACUCUUAUAAUACUAUAAAGAAUAAUAUGUAUAUUAGUUAAAGAAAUGGCUAUUUUUGCAGGAUAUGCACAAUCUGGAUAUACCAUAAUAAACUGAUAAACAUUAAUCAAUUUACUAUUUCAUACCUCCAGGAGCUUUGAUUUUUAAAUUAUUCUUAUCCCUUUAGCAUAUUUGCAAAAUAUGUCAUAAGUUUUAAUUUGUUAUGGAUAAAAAUAACUGAAAAAUGUAAUAGAAAGUUCUAUAUAUUUUAUAAACAUUAAAAUUUAAGAAAAAACUAUUCAAAUUAUUUAUUUCAUUUUUAGUUACAGUUUUGUGGUUGUUUGUAAUAUGUAUUUGUGACAAGCAGAAGUCACCUAGUUGUUUAAGCUCAUUAAUGUACCACUAAUAAAAUGCUAUCUUCUGU